Molecule: messenger RNA, 3684 nt
Organism: Alternaria infectoria
Lineage: Eukaryota; Fungi; Ascomycota; Dothideomycetes; Pleosporales; Pleosporaceae
Exons: 3
Coding region: 1-3684 (1227 amino acids)
Cellular component (GO): cytoplasm
Molecular function (GO): ATP binding; ATP-dependent chromatin remodeler activity
Source: RefSeq, a predicted model, not a curated record
AUGCAUAGUAGUCAGCGGAGACACCGUGCGCCGUUCCGACCGAUCGACACCCUUUCCUCCGCCCAGAAGCCUGCUCUCAAAACCCCAGCGGCCACCGCCCACGCCUACACGUCGGACGAUAGCGACUACCCUCACGAACAGUCGACCUCUUUGCUCGGUGACUCGAGCAAUCUCUUUGACGACAUCGAGAGCCCGGCGAGCCAUCCCACACAGAAGGAAGUCCUUCAGUCCCGCCUCAAGAUGGUGCGUGAGCGAGAGCCUCCCAUGGCUCAACCGCCACGCGAUGGAACAGCGGCGCCGCCAAAGCCUCUGCAAGACCUACGAAACCUGGCUCCACAGUUUGGCGAGACGAGCCCGCUGAGGAACCCGCUGAAGAAGGACCGGAGCGAGCAGUUUGCACACCUCUUCAACAAACCCAAGCCAGGCCAGAUGCGGCCCGAACACAGCCAGACGACCAAGCUACCGUCUCAAUACUCGGCGCCUUCUAGACCGUCCCAGAGCUCAGCCUCGAGCGGUAGCAGGGAUACACUCAACCGACCUUUCAAAGUGCCCUCCGCACAGUCAGGUUCGCGCUAUAGCACAGCGUCUACCUCAUCUACCGGUUCCGACAUCUUUGAAAUCGAUGCCUCGCAGUUUCAGCCCCGCCCGUCUCAAGGCGCCUCAGUACCCAUUCCACGGCCAUACAACCCACCACCAAAGACCAGCCAUCCUCCCCCGCGACCGAUUUACUCGUCCAUGGGCCACGCUGAUGGCUUUCAACCGUUGAACAAGGGCAUGCACAACCCGCUACAACAGGCGCGUCAGACAAUCAUAUUGGACGAUGAAGACAACUUCGACCCAGACGCGGCUAUUCGAGCCGAGGGUGGACGGUUCGGCGAGCCCGACCCGUACGCGUAUGUCGACUCUGGUGCGGCAAGCGAGAACAUCAAAGCGCUGCUUGAGGGUGCUUUCGAGGAAGACGAGAAGAUCCCCAGGACGCGACUUCGUAAGAAGAAGAAGCAGCAAGAGGAUGACGCUGGCAAUUCCCUGGCGGACCGACUACAAGCGCUCGCCGUCAAGGACGAAGAGGCCAAGGCAGAGGCUGAACCAGAAGAGGAAGAGGAAGAAGACGAUGGAACGGUCGAGGGUCUUAAGGUGAAGCUGCUGCCUCAUCAAGUCGACGGUGUCGCGUGGAUGAUCGAGAAGGAGACAGGAAAUCACAACAAGAAGGCCAAGCUGCCCAAGGGCGGUAUAUUGGCAGAUGAUAUGGGUCUGGGAAAGACCGUGCAAUCCCUCGCCCUCAUUCUUUCCAACCCUCGACCGGAGAAGGGUGUUGAGCCUGAGAACAAGAAGAACAAGAUCUCCGACUCCACCGGCAAAGGCACUCUUGUCAUCGCUCCUCUGGCUCUGAUCAAGCAGUGGGAGGCUGAGAUCAAGAGCAAGGUCGCCAAGUCGCACGCCCUCAAAGUCCUCGUACACCACGGCCCCAAUCGUACAGAGUCCGCUGAGAAGCUGAAACAGUACGACGUCGUCAUCACUACCUUCAACAGCUUGGCUACCGACUUCGCGAAGUGUGGUGAUGGCCCUGAUGGUCUGAAGAAGGGCUGCUUCGCCGUCUCUUGGUAUCGCAUCAUGCUGGACGAGGCACAUACCAUUAAAAACCGCACAACGAAGAUGGCAAAGGCUUGCUACGAGCUUCGUUCACACUACCGAUGGUGCCUUACUGGUACACCGAUGCAGAAUAACAUCGACGAGCUACAGAGUCUGAUUAAGUUCCUCCGCAUCCAACCGUACUGUGAGCUCUCUUCUUGGAAGGAGUCCAUCGCGCAGCCAAUGAAGAACGGUCGCGGCAAUCUUGCCAUGAAACGCCUCCAAGUCUUCUUGCGCGCUUUCAUGAAGCGGCGUACAAAGGAUGUGCUACGGAAGGAGGGUGCGUUGAACUUUGGCGGCAAAGCCAAGGAGGGCGAGGAGCGCCCGGCCUUCCACAUCGUUGCGCGAAACGUCGAGACCAUUAUAGGAGAGUUCACGAACAAGGAGCGCAUCUUCUACGACCGGUUACGAGACCGCACACAAGCUCGUCUUGAUGAGAUGAUGGGCGGUGAGAAGCAGGAUUACAUUGGGGCGUUGGUGUUGCUACUUCGUCUGCGCCAGGCUUGCAACCAUCCCAACCUGACGAAGAGCAACGUCAAGGAUGAUAAGGAUGCUUUGACAACCGGCUCGAAGUCAAACGCUGCAGCUGGUCUUCAAACUCCCCGCAAAGCAGCCAAGGACGACGCCGAUGACCUUGCGGACCUCUUGGGCGGCCUCAGCGUUGCGACUAAGCGGUGUGAUAUCUGUCAGAAUACACUUAACAGUGAUAAUACAGCUGCUGGCGGAGUACGUUGUACAGAGUGCGAGGAAGAUCUGAACGGGUCUGUCAAGAAGAAGCACAAGUCGAAGAAACACCGUAAACACAAGCACAAGGACGGCAAGAUCAAGAAGCAUCGGCAGCCGAAACCAGUCUUGGACUCCGAUGACGAAGAAGAGGCGCCACAAUCAACCGCUGCCAAACAUUCUCGCAACCGUCGCGUCGUUGUCGACAGCGAUGACGAAGAAGAGGAGGGCGAGUGGCUCGUCCCUGAAGAUCAACAGCAGGCUGAAGACCUGGGUAAGGCUGGCGGUACCGACGAUGAAAAUGCAGAAGGCGGUGGCGAUACUCUUGCUACCGUAGACUCUGACGCAUCUGAGACUGAGGACGAGAGCAAGAGCAACCUCGACUCGUUCGUCGUUCACGAUACCGACAGCGAGGACGGUGCGCCUGUUGCUCGUAAGAAGCUCGCUAAGAAGCCACAAAACGUCAUCAGCCUCGACUCGGAAGACGACGAAGAGGCCGACAGCGAGAGCGGCAGCGGCAGUGAUGGUGGCUCAGACGACUCUGCAACCGACUCCGAAGACUCCGACUCAGACCCAGACUCCCCUUCCUCAGAGUCUUCCUACAACGCCUCCUCCCUCGUCCCCUCCACCAAAAUCCGCCAACUCCUCGCCAUCCUCGAAAAAGAAACAGGCGAACACAAAGUGAUCGUCUUCUCCCAAUUCACAUCCAUGCUCGACCUCAUCGAGCCCUUCCUCAAGCGCGCAGGCUACAACUUCACCCGCUACGACGGCAGCAUGCGCAACGACCUCCGCGAAGCCAGUCUGCAGAAGCUGCGUGAAGAUAAGAGGACAAGAGUUUUGCUGUGUAGUUUGAAGUGCGGGAGUCUGGGGCUUAAUCUCACGGCUGCUAGUCGGGUGGUUAUUAUGGAGCCGUUUUGGAAUCCUUUCGUGGAAGAACAAGCCAUAGACCGCGUCCACCGCCUCAACCAAACCGUCGACGUAACCGUCUACCGCCUCUCCAUCCACAACUCCGUCGAAGAACGCAUCCUCGAGCUGCAGGAAGCCAAGCGUAAACUCGCCAACGCCGCCAUCGAAGGUGGUAAAGCGAUCAAGAAUCUGACCAUGAAGGAUAUGAUGGCGUUGUUUAGUAGGGAGAGCGAGUAUGAUCGCAGGCAUGAUGAUGAUGCUAAGGAUAUGGAGUUGUAUGGGAGGAGGAAGGUGUUGGAUGGGGAGGAUGGGGAUAGGGAAGAGGUGCUGGAGGAGGGGAGGAGGAGGAAGGCGGGGAGUUUGGGGUUUAAGGCGGUUAAGAGGACGGAGAGGAGGGAGGAGGGGGGUGCUUAUGGGCGGCGUUGA